This is a messenger RNA of Laccaria bicolor S238N-H82, 1431 nucleotides long. RefSeq lists its product as uncharacterized. The record is from RefSeq and is a predicted model, not a curated record. Gene Ontology annotation, biological process: DNA-templated transcription initiation; transcription preinitiation complex assembly; transcription by RNA polymerase III. The transcript is spliced from 7 exons. Gene Ontology annotation, molecular function: TBP-class protein binding; RNA polymerase III general transcription initiation factor activity; RNA polymerase III type 3 promoter sequence-specific DNA binding. The annotation marks the transcript as partial. Gene Ontology annotation, cellular component: transcription factor TFIIIB complex; transcription preinitiation complex; nucleus. Lineage: Eukaryota; Fungi; Basidiomycota; Agaricomycetes; Agaricales; Hydnangiaceae.
UGCAAUGACUGCGGUGGAACGGUCAUAGAGUAUGACCAUGCGGCCGGAAACGGCUUUUGCAUCAAAUGCGGGACCGUCGUCGAAGAAAAUGCGAUCGUGAAUGAGGUCGCAUUCGGGGAGACGUCGAAUGGCGCGGCGAUGGUUCAGGGUUCGUUUGUGGGUCAAGGAGCUACCCAUGCAAGGAUUAGUGGGCCCUAUGGUAAUAGAGGGAACAAUGAGUCACGGGAGCAGACGAUAGCGAAUGGUGCCAAGAAGAUACAGAGUAUAGCGAACAUAUUAAGACUCUCAGAGGUCGUCUGUCUCGCAGCAACACGAAUGUAUACCCUCGCAGUUGAACACAAAUUUACCAAGGGCCGAAAGAGCCUAAACGUAGUGGCAGUAUGUCUCUACGUGGCAUGCCGUCAGAAAGAAACACGAAAUUACAUGCUCAUCGACUUCUCGGAUUUGCUUCAGGUCAACGUCUUCGAACUUGGCCAUACAUAUCUCCAACUUGUACAAACUUUGAACCUCCGUCUCCCCCUCGUUGAUCCCUCCCAUUAUAUCUCCCGCUUUGCCGCCCUCCUCGAGUUUGGGGAUGAAACACAUAAGGUGGCCACCGACGCCGUGCGCCUCGUGCAACGGUUUGACCGAGACUGGAUGACGCGCGGUCGGCGUCCAGCUGGCAUUUGUGGAGCCGCACUUUUGUUGGCGGCACGCAUGAACAACUUUCGGCGGUCUGUCGAGGAGAUCGUCCAGGUGGUGAAGAUUGCGGACACCACCCUCAAGAAACGAUUGGAUGAAUUCAAAGCCACACCAAGCGGAAGUCUCACUCUCGCAGACUUUAGGAACGUGUGGUUGGAGGAGGAGAUGGACCCACCUGCGUUCACGAAGGGAAGGGAGAAGGAGGAGGCGGAGAAGGAAGCAAGUGAGCAGGGCGGUGCUGAUUCAACAGUGAAUGGGAAAAAGAAGGCGAGGAAGAAGAGAAAGGGGAAGCGGAAAAGGGAAGAGUCGGAUGAAGAACCGGAAACCCAGGAGUCGAGACUGCAUCUACCGUGCUGGCGGAAGAAGUGUCAACGGACUUUAUUGACCGAAGCACUCGAUGAAGCAGAAAAGAGGCGGCUGGCGCAGAUAUCUGUCGUUGACGAGUUACUGGGUCUUGACGAAGCUGAAUUGGAUCGCUUCAUAUUGAGUGAGGAUGAAGUAAGGGUCAAAGAACGCGUUUGGGUUGAGCUGAACAAGGAAUACCUCGAGGCGCUCGCUGGUAAGUCUUUCUCUGAGUGUCAGAGUUUCCCCCUUUGUCUCCAAGGUUUGUCCCGACGAAAAGGCAACAACAAACCACGAGACGCGUCUACCGCUGCCGGUGGAACAACCGCGGAAUCUGUGCGCAAUCUCCUCAAGAAGAAUCCCAAAUACAGUAAACGGAUCAAUUACGACGCCCUCAAAGAUCUCUUC